ACGUUGUACACAGGAACCGGUUGCAAUAACGAUAUCCCAAGGGCUGCCGCUGCUCUGCUGCUGCCCUACGUUUAUCCCGAUCCAAAGCUGCUAAACGCUCUUAUAAAAUGGGCGUUAAGGGUCUCCAGCAAUUUGUGGACCAUUUCAGCCCAGGCGUGUGUGUGCCUGUGAACCUCAGGAAAAUGGCACAGCAACAUCAGUCCAAAAGCCAGCACGUACCUACGUCUACAGCCAAGAGCAGUCCCACACUAGUGGUGGAUGGCAUGGCCUGCCUGCGUUCCUGGUACUCCUGUGAGGACUGGGUGUGUGGGGGCCAGUGGAAGGAGUACAUGAGCAUCCUAGUACGCUGGGUAGAGGCCUUCACCAGCGCGGGCAUCAGGCUGGUCUUCUUUUUCGACGGGGUGGUGGAUGAACACAAGAGACCAGAGUGGGUGAGGAGGCGACACAGAGUCGACGGGGAGAUCUCCAAGGUCUUCCGUCACAUCCGAAUCCACGGGGUGCAGCCGGGGCGAGGGCUCUUCUGUCUCCCAUCUGGCCUGGCCACUUUCACACGCUUUGCCCUUAGGUCACUGGGUCAGGAGGUGUUUUGCUCGGUGCGAGAGGCUGACUAUGAGAUCGCCAGCUAUGCUCGUCGCCAUGGCAGCAUGGGCAUUCUGGGACAGGACUCCGACUUCAUCAUUUUUAACAGUGCCCCCUACCUGUCAGUGGCAAAGCUGAAUUUGGAUCAACUGACAACAGUCACCUACAACCAGGACAGCCUGUGCCAGACGUUGGGCCUGGCUGUUAACCAGCUACCUCUGCUGGCCUGUAUUCUAGGCAAUGACAUUGUGUCAGAGGAGCGGAUGCAGCAUAUUAGGAGCAAUGCUAUGGCCGCAUACAGGAGAGACCCUCUAUAUCCUGGUGCUUCCAAAGGGGAAAAGGUAUUCGCCGUAGCCCAGCUGGUACGCUCUGUGUGGGGCAGUGGAGCGGAGGACCCUGGGCUUAUCCCUCAGUCACUGUGUCUCUCAGACCCUGACCGAAAACUCCUGGAGAGGGGAGUUCACUCCUACUUACUCCCUGGACAGGGUCCUCUCCAUGGGGUCGACCUCCAAGACGUCCCCCAUGGUACCUCCUGUGUGAUGGAGAGAUAUGUCACUCCUAAAAUCUUAAAGGUGUGUAGGGAAAAGCACGUGACAGCGGAGAGCUUCAUGGUGUACAGCGUUGUGUUUGAAGGAGUGGUGGAGUGUAGCAACACUAUGGAGGACGAAGAGGACACCGAGCUGAUCCCUCAGGCCCUGGUCUAUAAGACCUGCAGGCAGCGGAUCUACGGCCUGCUGCUGCCCAGUGGUAAAGAAACCGGUACGCAGGGGCCAGCUGUCAAAGAGUGGUUUGUCUUUGCUGGAAACCCGCUGAAGGAACCUGAAUUAGUCCACCCUCUUCCUCUCAGCAUCUCAGAGGAUGAGCCAAGUCUGGAGUCAUUAUGGUUCGGCAGAGGGCCCGCACUGUCUGAUCCCCGUUUGGCGCACUUCUUGUCCAUCUUCGACUGCCAGGAGUUCUCGCCGCUGUAUGGCACCAUAGAAGAAGACUCACUCCUCGCCGUUCUGUGUCUGGUCACACACUUGGUGCUUCAGGUGCAGCAGCUAUCUCUAGAAGACUUGGAUGCUUAUCUCAGUCAAGCUGUGUGUGUAAGACACAGAUCCCACCAGGAGCUGCAGUGUAUUAAGCUGCCCUACCUCUCCGGUCGGGCCGUGCAGAUGGCCUCCCUCUACGUGCGGGGCCUCGGUCACCUGCUAGGGGCCAACUGUGCCUGUGGGGGCCCCCUGCCCAACGAUGCCCUGAUGCCUUGGCAGAGCUUCGACGGACGUCUGUUCCACAGCAAAUACCUGCUGGCUCACUCUGGCGCCGAUCACUCAGAGCUGGUGGACGACCACACCCCAUCUUUGGAUCUGUUUGUCAUCCUUCGAGAGAAAGUUCUGGAAGCUUGCAGGAAGCGGGGUAGGACUGUGCAGUCCAGACCCAGACCCAGUCCAGAUCCCCACCGGUCUGGGAUUCCAGCGCCAGGAUAUCCUCCCGGACACCAAGAUGGAUGGUUGGAAAGUGAGGGGCGUGCUGGAGCCUACCAGCGUGGG
This is a messenger RNA of Gadus chalcogrammus (walleye pollock), 2108 nucleotides long. RefSeq names its product family with sequence similarity 120B (gene fam120b). Lineage: Eukaryota; Metazoa; Chordata; Actinopteri; Gadiformes; Gadidae. The annotation marks the transcript as partial. The record is from RefSeq and is a predicted model, not a curated record. Gene Ontology annotation, cellular component: nucleus. The transcript is spliced from 14 exons.